This is a messenger RNA of Cylicocyclus nassatus, 2299 nucleotides long. The record is from the annotation of a GenBank genome assembly. Lineage: Eukaryota; Metazoa; Nematoda; Chromadorea; Rhabditida; Strongylidae.
AUGUCCUUAUCACAAGGCUUACUGCUUAUCUUGGCAGUUUGGUCCGUAGAUGCAUGCCUUCCUCAGUUCGAAAAGGAACUCCGUUAUUUGGAUUUAUAUUUGGGUAUCAAACCCGACAACGAUGGUGAAAUCCCCUCUAAAGAAUCUUCCGAAUUUGCCUCGUAUAUCUCCACUUCGGAAGCUCUGGAUUGCGAUUUAGAAAGCGAAUGUUUGUGGAGAAAUGCACCCAGCGAUGGUUUGCUGGACACAUCCGACUUUUGGUAUUUCAAGAAAACAGACAAUAAGCUCCUCCCUGUGCAGAUUCAACCUGGGCGAGCUGAUAUUGCUGAAGGAUCACAUUUGCUCUUGGCCGGAAACACAACAAAUAUUGCGGACAGUGCCGUUUUAGUAAGUGCACCAAUAGCAUGUCAACGAAAAGCUGGAAACUUGACAUUCCACUACUGGUUGUAUAAUCAAGCUAGGAUAGAGGUGAUUGUAGUACGAGCCACACAUCGGAGAAGACAUCUACAGACACUAUUUCGUCCAAAAAUCAACUGUCAUAUUCUACGACCUGGCAACGAUAUUUGCGUCGUGAAUAUUCCUUCUGUCAACGAACCUUUCCGCUUAACCAUACGAGCUUUUAAUCUUAAGGAUAAUGUAGUUGGAAGUAUGGUUAUGCUUAAGAAUAUCACUUAUCGGGCGGACAUCUGUGGAGAAUCUCCAUUUCCUUCAAUUUUUGGGUCAAUACCAUUAGUACCGAAACCUUCGCUGCCAAUUAGGACUAUGUCCGAUUUGGACUGCGACCGUCCUCGAUCAAAAUGCAGAUGGAGUAAUGCUGAAUCUACUAUAUCAGAAUGGCGGAUCGGUCGUAAUAUCGAGAGGUGGAAGGAACUAGUUGAGGGAGCCGGCAUGGAAAAAUCACAUCCAAACACGACUUUCUUAUUCCUAGCAGUGGAUUCGCUGUCUCCUCGAAGAUAUGCUACACUUCGUAGUGAACUCAUACCCUGCACUCAGACUACGACAACUCUUUCGAUGAAGUACUGGCUCAAAGCUGGGACACAAGUCGAAGUCUGUUCGGUGGAUAUGGACGGGGUACCAUUGAGUUGUGCUUAUCUGAGUGAAGAAGACUCUCCAGGACCCAUCGAGAUAGAUGUUGAUGCUUAUGAUCAGCCUUUCAGGUUUACCUUGGAAAUGAUCGCAUUCGACGAAACAUCACUGGGGCUAGUGGCAAUCUCAGAGAUUCGUCUAAAAGGAUUAUUAUGCUCUGAAGAACCGCCACCGAUAGUAACAACGAUAGAUCCACCUACGAUCGUGUCCCUAUUUGGACUACAACAAGGACCUGGAGCUAACACACCAUAUCCGAGCGAUCUAAACUGUGACUUUUCACAAGAUUACUGUAGUCAGUGGGUAAAUGAUGACGGCAUGGUUGCUUAUGGUGUAGUUCCAAGAAACAGUGAAAAAUUCCCAGUCCCACCCGGGAUGACAGGCAAUGUAGCAACCUUUGUUUUGGAAGGAAUGAAAACGUCGCGAUUACGCUCAAGAGAGGUCUCUUGCGCUAAAAACGCUUCAGUUACAGUAACCUAUAUGAGAUCCGAGCACGGGCUCGUUCGCCUCUGUGCUCUAGAACAGUGUGUGGAUGGAUCGCAAUUAUUUGGUGAAAUGACGAUUGUAGCGACAUCAACAACACCUUUUGAGUUUUCCAUUGAAGCUGCUUCUCACAAAAAUGCUGUCGUUGUGAUUAGUGACAUCUCCGUUUCUGGUGAUGUCUGCCCACUUAAAUCCAUGCAAGAACUCGUUUGCGAAAAGUUGAUGUGUGAUUUUAGAGACGGCCUCUGCAACUAUGAGUCUCCCAUAAACAAGGAGGACGAUGCGCCGCUGCUUCCAGGACCUACUGGUGCCAUAGCUACUUUGGACAUGGUUCGACAUCGGGCAAUCCUUAGAAGUGCCAAAUUUGAUCUGCCAUCACCCCUCAUGCUAAACAUUACCAUAACGCAAGCUACUUUUGGAUCUCGGGUGUUACUUUGCCCAGAUAUAACAAGCGAAUCGGAUUCGUGCCAAGAGCUGAUGGGUCCAAAAGUUGAAACAGCGGAGAGGAAGACGGUGAUGUUUCCACUAGAUGAAGGCGCGCAGCGUUUCGCUGUUGUUCUCUACCAUGAUAAAGCCGAACAAUUUGGUCCGGCCAAUUUCAUCAUACACUCCAUCGAAAUUCGAUCUUCUAACGAUGAAAUCUUGUGCUAGUUGAGAAGUCAAACCUAGUCAGUAUAUUUACUCCACAGCCGUAGUUAGAAGUGCAACUGUAACUUUUGUAGGGGUAUAAAAU